This is a messenger RNA of Etheostoma cragini (Arkansas darter), 1669 nucleotides long. RefSeq names its product BOP1 ribosomal biogenesis factor (gene bop1). Gene Ontology annotation, cellular component: PeBoW complex; preribosome, large subunit precursor. Lineage: Eukaryota; Metazoa; Chordata; Actinopteri; Perciformes; Percidae. The transcript has 10 exons. The record is from RefSeq and is a predicted model, not a curated record. Bases 36 to 1643 code for a protein of 535 amino acids. Gene Ontology annotation, molecular function: ribonucleoprotein complex binding; protein binding. Gene Ontology annotation, biological process: maturation of LSU-rRNA from tricistronic rRNA transcript (SSU-rRNA, 5.8S rRNA, LSU-rRNA); ribosome biogenesis.
AUGCUAACGGCAGGUGAUGGCUUCGUAGCAUUAAAAUGGCGCCAUGGGAGCUAAGCUUAGAGAGGAGAGCCCCCCCCCCCCCCGUGGCUGUGACGUCAGGCGGCUGUGACGCAGGACCUCUGACCCUGCAGGAUCCCACGUGCUGUGUGAUGGAGGAAAGCAGCAGCAGCGGCACGCGGAGCGGCGCGCAGACACCAAACAUGAAGGAGAAAGAACCGGAGAAAAGCGUGAAAAAGAGGAAUAAAGAAGAAGAGGAGGAAGAGAUCUUUGACUUUACAAAGAAAUCUCAGGAGGAGGAUGAAGAUGAGGAUGAUGAGGAUGCUUCAGACAGCGAUGACAGCGUCUUCUCAGGACUGGAGGAUUCUGGGAGUGAUGAAGACGAGGAGGAGGAAGAAUUAUCAGAUGAUGAAGAAGAAGAUGGAGUUGAAGAGGAAGUAGAUCUGAAGGUGGAGCCACGGCACACUCCGCAGGUAGAGACGGGGAAAGUGAAGAAGACAGAGACGGACGAGAUGGAGGGAGGAGUGACGGAAGAAGCGAAGCGAGAAGACGAGUACGUCCACGACUCUUCUGAUGAGGAGGACAUCAGGAACACGGUGGGGAACGUCCCGAUGGAGUGGUACCGGGACUUCCCUCACAUUGGCUACAACCUGGACGGAAAGAAAAUCUACAAGCCAAUCAGGAACAAGGACGAGCUCGACGACUUCCUGGACAAGAUGGAGAACCCCGACUACUGGAGAACCGUCCCCGACAAGCAGACAGGAAGUGAUGUCGUGCUGUCAGACGAGCAGGUACAGCUGGUCAACCGUCUCCAGAGAGGACAGUUUGGAGACGCCAACUUCAACGAGUACGAGCCCCAGGUGGAGUUCUUCAGCCGGGACGUGAUGCUCCACCCGGUCACCAACCGGCCGGCUGACAAGCGGAGCUUCAUCCCGUCUCUCAUCGAGAAGGAGAAGGUGUCGAAGCUGGUGCACGCCAUAAAGAUGGGCUGGAUCAAACCACGGCGGGUGGAGGACGACAGCAGGGGGCGCUACUACGACCUCUGGGCCAAUGAGGACUCUUCUAUUCUGGCCCGACACAAGAUGCACCUCCCCGCUCCCAAAAUCCCUCUGCCGGGUCACCAGGAGUCUUACAACCCGCCACCAGAGUACCUGUUCACCAACGAGGAGCGGGCCAUGUGGGAGCAGCAGGACCCAUGUGACAGGAAGUUACCGUUUGUCCCCAGGAAAUUCUCGAGCCUUCGUCAGGUUCCUGCGUUUUCUCGGUUCAUCCACGAGAGGUUCGAGCGUUGCCUGGACCUUUACCUGUGUCCCCGCCAGAGGAAGAUGAGGGUGAAUGUGAAUCCCGAGGAUCUGAUUCCCAAACUUCCCAAACCAAAAGACUUGCAGCCGUUUCCAACAACACAGUCUCUGGUACACGGACACUCACACUCUGUGUGUGUGUCUGCAGGUGAUCAUGUGAUCUGUGGGAGUUACGACUGCCGGCUGAGUUGGUUCGAUCUCGACCUCUCGACCAAACCUUACAAGAUGCUACGGCACCAUAAGAAGGCGGUGCGGGGCGUGGCCUAUCACCGCCUGUACCCGCUGUUCGCCUCCGCCUCCGACGACGGAGCUGUCAUCGUCUGUCACGGGACCGUCUACAAGUAAUACACGCAGUACUACACACAGUACUC